CGGAUGCGGAAGAGCCGUUUGGAUCAAUUUCGGCCGGCUGUGAGGACUGAGUUACGGAAGUAAUAAGGGACUCGGGUUUUUUUUCCUUGAAAAAAAAAAGAGAUAAUUUUGGUCUCCUCUUUGCAGAGCGACGGAGGAGGGGUGGGAUUGUAAAGGAAAGACGGAAUACCUUAAGGCGGUGGGCGCGCUAUAGGAUUCCCUUUUGUCCUUUUUCGGUCCCUCUUCGCUCCGCCCAUCAUGGCGGCCACAUCCAACCUGCAGAAGGCAAUAGACCUCGCAAGCAAAGCAGCACAAGAAGAUAAAGCAGGAAACUUUGAGGAAGCCCUACGUUUGUAUCAACAUGCUGUGCAGUAUUUUCUUCAUGUUGUCAAAUAUGAAGCACAAGGCGACAAAGCAAAACAAAGCAUCAGAGCAAAGUGUACCGAGUAUUUGGACAGAGCAGAAAAGCUGAAGGACUAUUUGAAAAAGAAGGAAAACUCCCCUCUGAAACCAGUGAAAGAAUCUAGUUCAGCUGAUGAAAAAGGGAAUGAUAGUGAUGGGGAAGGAGAAUCAGAUGAUCCUGAAAAAAAGAAGCUACAGAAUCAACUCCAAGAUGCCAUUGUCAUGGAACGACCAAAUGUAAAGUGGAGUGAUGUUGCUGGCCUAGAGGGAGCAAAAGAAGCACUUAAAGAAGCAGUAAUAUUGCCCAUUAAAUUUCCUCACCUUUUUACAGGGAAGCGAACUCCCUGGAGGGGGAUCCUUCUGUUUGGACCUCCAGGAACAGGGAAAUCCUAUCUGGCAAAAGCUGUUGCAACAGAAGCUAACAAUUCUACAUUCUUCUCUAUAUCAUCAUCUUCCCUUGUCUCAAAAUGGUUGGGAGAGAGUGAAAAGCUAGUGAAAAAUCUAUUCCAGCUUGCCAGAGAAAACAAGCCUUCAAUUAUCUUCAUUGAUGAAAUAGAUUCUUUAUGUGGUUCCCGAAGUGAAAAUGAAAGUGAGGCAGCUCGGCGAAUUAAAACAGAGUUUUUGGUUCAGAUGCAAGGAGUUGGAACAGACAAUGAAGGAAUUUUGGUUCUUGGAGCUACAAAUAUACCUUGGGUUCUGGAUUCUGCCAUAAGGAGGAGGUUUGAGAAACGGAUUUAUAUUCCCUUACCUGAAGAUCAUGCAAGAGCUGCAAUGUUUAAGCUUCAUCUUGGAACUACUAAAAAUACCUUGACUGAAUCAGAUUAUCAGGAACUUGGAAAGAGAACUGAUGGCUAUUCGGGUGCUGAUAUCAGCAUCAUAGUACGUGAUGCCUUAAUGCAACCUGUUAGGAAAGUUCAAUCAGCAACACAUUUUAAAAAAGUGAAAGGACCAUCACUAUCUGAUUCAAAUGUUCUAGUAGAUCUUUUCACCCCAUGUUCUCCAGGAGAGCCCAGUGCCAUUGAAAUGACAUGGAUGGACGUGCCAGGAGAUAAACUUCUGGAACCUGUUGUUUGUAUGGCUGAUAUGCUGAGAUCGCUAGCCAAUACAAAACCCACAGUAAAUGAGCAAGACCUGGAAAAACUAAAGAAGUUCACAGAAGAUUUUGGACAGGAAGGCUAAUCCACACAGCCCUCUAAUCCUAUUAUUUCUUUCUUUGACAUUAUUGCCUCUAUGUUGCCAAUAAAUAAAUUGCUCAUUCCUUCUUUUCCAUAUGAACUGAAGAGCCUCUUGCAAAGAUCCUUGAGCUUAUGUAUAUCACUUUCCAGAAAUAUCUAUUAAAUGUCAUUUACUGAGA
Molecule: messenger RNA, 1735 nt
Organism: Candoia aspera
Lineage: Eukaryota; Metazoa; Chordata; Lepidosauria; Squamata; Candoiidae
Gene: VPS4B
Product: vacuolar protein sorting 4 homolog B
Exons: 11
Coding region: 238-1560 (440 amino acids)
Biological process (GO): endosomal transport; vacuole organization
Molecular function (GO): ATP binding; ATP hydrolysis activity
Source: RefSeq, a predicted model, not a curated record